Hyposmocoma kahamanoa is the source of this 1299-nucleotide messenger RNA. RefSeq lists its product as uncharacterized. Bases 28 to 1287 code for a protein of 419 amino acids. Gene Ontology annotation, biological process: proteasome-mediated ubiquitin-dependent protein catabolic process; protein monoubiquitination; protein polyubiquitination. Lineage: Eukaryota; Metazoa; Arthropoda; Insecta; Lepidoptera; Cosmopterigidae. Gene Ontology annotation, cellular component: nucleus; cytosol; ubiquitin ligase complex. The record is from RefSeq and is a predicted model, not a curated record. The transcript has a single exon. Gene Ontology annotation, molecular function: ubiquitin conjugating enzyme binding; cyclin binding; ubiquitin protein ligase activity.
AUGAGAUAGUUAGAUUGAUAAGUGAAAAUGUUGAUUAAAGAUAUUUUUAUGGAGCUACGCUCGAGAUUGCGCAGCUGCAACGUGUACAUUACAACAGGAGUGGAUUUCAACAAAAAUUGCAAUCUAAAAAUCAGUAUACAAGCGAAUUGCAUUGUACUGAAUUAUUAUAAUAAUGAGAACGAUAAGUUGAAGAGGCGUGACAGUCUUUCCUCUAUUGAAAGUCUAUCAGACUGCUACUCUGACGAUGACAAUGAUGUGACAACAGUAAUUCCAAUAGGACAAUUCUGUCACAUAAUACCAAACUCUAUGUCAUGUCUCAAAAUUGAUAAAAACACCAUUUCAUUCAGAAUUUUAACCGAACCAAAGAACGGUGGGAAUUUUUACAAAGAACUUCUUUCUGCUAAUACGGAACAAACAUCCAUGAAAACAAAUGAAUUAAAAGUCAAUGUAAAGGUUAACAAAGAACUAAAAAUCAUAUGUUCCAAUUGCUCUAACAUUGUGUCCGACAACGUCAUAAAAUUCUAUAGAAUUCUGGAGUUACCAUCAACAAAUUUGGACAUGUCCGAAUGGUUUUGCCACGGGCACAAUCAUUCUCAUGAAAAUCAGACCCAAACAGAUUUAACAGUGAAACCUAGUAAAUUUGAUUUUCUCUACCGUCUGACAUUUUUUGUGAUAAAUAAUUCUAUUUUAUCGGAAAAAACGAACAAGUUUAAUUCAAAAAGAGACGUGUACCAUUGCAAUAGAUGCCUAGCUUGGCUUGGUCUCAAAAAUAAGGAUAAUACAGUAAAACUUUUCCAUUCAGAAGUAAAAACAAUACAAAACAAUACAGAAACAAGCAUAUUUGUGCACAAGAACCCGUCAGACAACCAACGUAUAGACGACUUUGUUUACACAAUAGAACAACUGACUAAAGAAUUCAACCUGGGCCUGCAAUACACAGUGACAUGCAAAAUUGUACUUGAAUGCACAGUUUCAGCUAACAAGAAGCAAUAUCUACUCAUUUGGGUUAUGGAUAAAGAGUUACAAGUUCUCAGAAACACCGGAGACCAUAUUGACGACGAUAAAGUGAAACUGCAGUCAAAUUUUUUAACGAAAAUUCUUUAUAAAAUUGAAUCAUCACUCAAUGAGGAUGUUGAAGCUUGGCUCUCGGACCCAGGUGUGGUUUCAACGGAGAUAUCAAAGAAUAUGCUCUGUACAGGCUUGGAACAUUUGCAAAAAAUGUCUUUGAAUAUGCCAGAAUCGUUCCGCAGUACUAAUGGGUACUUUGUAAGCUAUUUGAAGGUGUAAUAAAUGUUGCAG